AUGCACUUCAGUUUCUCUUCGUUGCUUACCCUCGCGGUUGCUGCCACUGCCGUUGUUGCACAGCCCUCGAAACGAGACGCCCGCAAACUCAAUCCUUCCAAGGAAGUCGUCCACGAUGUCAAAUGGGACGAACUCUCGCCUUCCUCAACAGAAGUCAUCACCAACGCAAAGCGAUUCGCGGCAGGUCUGCCUCCCCUCCCUAGGAAGCGCAAUCCCAACCGCAGUGUGCACAAUCGUGUUGCUCACGCUAGGGGUACGCGAGUGAUAACUGCUCCUCGCUCUGAGACAUCGCCUUCCCCUCCUAACUCCCUCAACUGUAACAUUUUGGUCAAGAACGUUGCCACUGGGGAAAGCCUUGGUUACGUCUCCCCGGCCUGGAAUGACUUCGCAGAAUACGGUCCUCUCCAGAACUCACAGGACGGUGCACUUGAAGUCAAAACAAGCUACUCCGGCGACUCUCCUAAGCAGCUUGAUCUUGUUGCUCUCAAUGGCAAGAGUGCUGCUCAUCCCUUUGUGGGUGCAUCUGCCGGAUAUGGAUCAAGUGACGAGAACAUUUCCAGCAACAGCUCCAACUACCUCAUUCUUACCGGUAAUACUCAGACUCCUCCGGGAUCGAGACCAAGCUACGAAGCCAGCAACUCAUUCAAAAGCGCAAUCUGGUCGUACGACUCUACAAGCAGAGAGUUCACAGCUCACUGGGUCAACACUGAUGACUCCUCGGUCUCGGCAUAUAUCCUUUGGUCCAAUCAGGAAAACAACUCUUUGUUCACUUUGACUGGGAAUGCAACCAUCUUCAAGGAAACUUACGGUGUCGAAGAUAGCCCCAUAGUCAGCUUCACUUGCGUGCCACCUGUUGCUCCCCCAGUGUAA
Messenger RNA from Rhizoctonia solani, 870 nucleotides. RefSeq lists its product as uncharacterized. Lineage: Eukaryota; Fungi; Basidiomycota; Agaricomycetes; Cantharellales; Ceratobasidiaceae. The transcript has 8 exons. The record is from RefSeq and is a predicted model, not a curated record. Bases 1 to 870 code for a protein of 289 amino acids.